CCCCCUCCCCCUUUGAAUAUUAGGUAUAAAUAUACAACGAUGGAUUCUACACAAAUAUUGAUUCCGAAUCUUUUCAAGUAUGACUUCAAAGUCGUUUAACGCUGCUCUAAUCGUGUCAGUGGUCACAAUUGUCGUCUCCAAAUUUACAAAUGUAGAAUGCUUUCCGGACUCACGAAUAUCGCCGAUAUGCACAGAACCGGACUAUUUUAAUACCAACUUCGACAACGACAUACACGAAUCGUUUCUUAUGUUGACUCCACACGAGCACGUGCCAACAUUCGAUGUGGAGAACUUUAAGAGCAUCAAAAGAACACAUGUUUAUGGGAAUACUACGGGUUGCGCCAGUUCAGGAUCCACAUGCAGCUGGCAUUACGUCAUCAACUCGGAUGAAAACAGGAGGCCGCGUGAUCUCAUUGAAGCGGCGUGCAACUGCAAGUCACGGUGCCAGCCCGUACAAUACUAUGUGCGCGUGCUCCGGAAGAUCGGUUGUGACCUGGAUUCUGGACGGUACAUCUAUCGACAGGUUGUCGAACCAGUGAAUGUUGGGUGCACAUGCAUGCUUUACUAGCCAAUGUUUUCCAAUAUUGUCUGUUCAUUUUAAAAAUCAAAAACAGCGAUGCUUUUUUCGAAAACAAUUCUCACAUUUGUACAAAUAACGGAAUUAUAAAAAUAUACGAUAUAAACACGUUCUUUAUUUCAGCGAUAUAUCGGCAUAUUUUGUUGGAUUGUCUCAUUUCAAGUUUAUUUCAAAUUUAAGAUAAUUUUUACGAUUUUAUCGAUGGUAAAGACCCACAAGAGGUUAUAAAAAUGUAUUUACCUACGCACUGUACUAACACCUCUUUUACGCUAAUGAAAAAUCGAGGUAGACAUAUAGUCGUUUUUUUUUAUCUGUGUCUCAUUUUUAUAUUGUUUUUAUUAAAAUUCAUUUGUUUUAAUUUACAUUACUCAUUCGCUGGUUUUAUUUAUACAACGAGAAUUAAGUCAUAAAAUGUGCUUUUUACAAUGUA
Dreissena polymorpha is the source of this 1007-nucleotide messenger RNA. RefSeq lists its product as uncharacterized. Lineage: Eukaryota; Metazoa; Mollusca; Bivalvia; Myida; Dreissenidae. The transcript has 2 exons. The record is from RefSeq and is a predicted model, not a curated record. The coding region runs from base 80 to 568 and encodes 162 amino acids. Gene Ontology annotation, molecular function: cytokine activity. Gene Ontology annotation, cellular component: extracellular region.